Nomascus leucogenys (northern white-cheeked gibbon) is the source of this 4975-nucleotide messenger RNA. RefSeq names its product S-phase cyclin A associated protein in the ER (gene SCAPER). Gene Ontology annotation, molecular function: zinc ion binding; nucleic acid binding. The record is from RefSeq and is a predicted model, not a curated record. Bases 219 to 4538 code for a protein of 1439 amino acids. Lineage: Eukaryota; Metazoa; Chordata; Mammalia; Primates; Hylobatidae. The transcript is spliced from 33 exons.
ACACAGAUCUUGCAGCCGGGAGCGGCGCGGCAGCGGCUGAGAUCACGUGGUGCGCCGGGAAGCCACCCCGCCUCUCCGAGGCCUCCCCGCCCCGCCCCGCCACGCCCCUUUCCCGGCGGGACGCUCUGAGCCGCGCCGAGCUGCGCAGGGCGGCCGGGGGAGUCAUACUCCAUGGGUUUAUGUGAUAAAUGAUCUUGGCAUAGAAGAGAAUUUAAAGAAUGAUGGCUUCAUUCCAGCGCUCCAAUAGUCAUGACAAAGUAAGGAGAAUAGUUGCAGAGGAGGGUCGUACAGCAAGAAACCUAAUAGCUUGGAGUGUUCCACUAGAAAGCAAAGAUGAUGAUGGAAAACCUAAAUGUCAAACUGGUGGAAAAUCUAAGAGGACGAUUCAAGGCACUCAUAAAACUACUAAACAGAGUACUGCAGUGGACUGUAAAAUAACAUCAUCUACGACUGGAGAUAAACACUUUGAUAAAAGUCCCACUAAAACAAGGCACCCUCGGAAAAUUGAUCUAAGAGCUCGAUACUGGGCAUUUCUUUUUGACAAUCUUCGCCGAGCAGUAGAUGAAAUCUAUGUAACUUGUGAAUCAGAUCAGAGUGUGGUCGAAUGUAAGGAGGUGCUAAUGAUGCUGGAUAACUAUGUAAGAGAUUUCAAAGCAUUGAUUGACUGGAUUCAGCUUCAGGAAAAGCUAGAAAAGACAGAUGCUCAAAGCAGACCAACAUCAUUGGCAUGGGAAGUAAAGAAGAUGUCUCCGGGACGCCAUGUGAUUCCAAGUCCAUCAACAGAUAGAAUAAAUGUAACAUCAAAUGCUCGACGAAGCUUAAAUUUUGGAGGUUCAACUGGCACAGUGCCAGCUCCUCGUCUGGCUCCCACAGGUGUCAGUUGGGCUGACAAGGUAAAGGCUCAUCAUACAGGCUCUACUGCUUCUUCGGAAAUAACACCCGCCCAGUCUUGCCCACCAAUGACAGUGCAGAAGGCCUCACGCAAAAAUGAACGGAAAGAUGCUGAAGGAUGGGAGACUGUUCAGAGAGGAAGGCCUAUUCGUUCUCGAUCAACAGCAGUGAUGCCAAAAGUUUCAUUGGCAACAGAAGCUACAAGAUCAAAGGACGACAGUGAUAAAGAAAAUGUAUGUCUUUUACCUGAUGAAAGCAUACAGAAAAGUGAAUUUGUUGGAGAUGGAUCUUCUAAUACUGUAGAAUCUCAUCCCAAAGACUCAUUACACUCUUGUGACCAUCCUCUUGCCGAAAAAACCCAGUUCACAGUGAGUACGUUGGAUGAUGUGAAGAAUUCUGGCAGUAUUCAAGACAAUUAUGUUCGAACUUCUGAAAUAUCUGCUGUCCACAUUGAUACAGAGUGUGUUUCAGUUAUGCUGCAAGCUGGUACACCUCCUUUACAAGUAAAUGAAGAAAAAUUUCCAGCAGAGAAAGCAAGGAUAGAAAAUGAAAUGGACCCUUCAGAUAUUUCAAAUGUGAGUGCUGCUAACUUGUCCAUGGCAGAAGUCCUUGCUAAAAAAGAAGAGCUAGCAGAUCGUCUAGAAAAGGCCAAUGAAGAAGCCAUUGCCAGUGCUAUUGCUGAAGAAGAACAGUUAACUAGAGAAAUUGAAGCUGAAGAAAACAAUGAUAUUAACAUUGAAACUGACAAUGACAGUGAUUUUUCUGCCAGCAUGGGCAGUGGGAGUGUAUCUUUCUGUGGUAUGUCCAUGGACUGGAACGAUGUCCUUGCAGAUUAUGAAGCUCGUGAGUCUUGGCGCCAAAAUACAUCCUGGGGGGACAUUGUAGAAGAAGAACCUGCUAGACCUCCAGGGCAUGGAAUUCACAUGCAUGAAAAACUUUCUUCACCCUCUCGCAAAAGAACAAUUGCAGAAUCUAAGAAGAAACAUGAAGAAAAACAAAUGAAAGCACAGCAGCUAAGGGAAAAGUUACGCGAAGAGAAAACAUUGAAGCUUCAGAAAUUGUUAGAAAGGGAGAAGGAUGUCCGGAAGUGGAAGGAAGAAUUACUAGAUCAACGACGCAGGAUGAUGGAAGAAAAAUUACUUCAUGCUGAGUUUAAGCGAGAAGUGCAAUUACAAGCAAUUGUGAAAAAAGCCCAAGAAGAAGAAGCUAAGGUGAAUGAAAUUGCCUUUAUAAAUACCCUUGAAGCCCAGAAUAAACGUCAUGAUGUUUUAUCAAAAUUGAAGGAAUAUGAACAAAGGCUUAAUGAGCUACAGGAAGAGCGUCAGAGAAGACAGGAAGAAAAGCAAGCACGUGAUGAAGCUGUGCAGGAACGCAAGAGAGCUCUAGAGGCAGAACGGCAGGCCCGUGUAGAAGAAUUGUUAAUGAAGAGGAAAGAACAAGAAGCCCGAAUUGAACAACAGAGGCAAGAAAAGGAAAAAGCCCGUGAGGAUGCAGCCCGGGAAAGAGCUAGAGACAGGGAAGAACGAUUGGCAGCACUCACAGCUGCUCAACAAGAAGCUAUGGAAGAGUUACAGAAAAAAAUUCAGCUCAAGCAUGAUGAAAGUAUUCGAAGGCACAUGGAACAGAUUGAGCAAAGAAAAGAAAAAGCUGCUGAGCUAAGCAGUGGGCGACAUGCAAAUACUGAUUAUGCCCCCAAACUGACCCCUUAUGAAAGAAAGAAGCAGUGUACUCUCUGCAAUGUCCUGAUCUCUUCAGAGGUAUAUCUUUUUAGCCAUGUUAAAGGGAGAAAACACCAGCAAGCCGUGAGAGAGAAUACCAGCAUCCAGGGGCGUGAACUUUCAGAUGAAGAAGUGGAGCAUCUUUCCUUGAAGAAGUAUAUUAUUGACAUUGUGGUCGAAAGUACAGCUCCAGCAGAAUCUUUGAAAGAUGGAGAAGAGCGGCAAAAAAAUAAAAAAAAAGCCAAAAAGAUAAAAGCCCGGAUGAACUUCAGGGCUAAGGAAUAUGAGAGUUUAAUGGAAACCAAAAAUUCUGGCUCUGAUUCACCUUAUAAAGCAAAGCUUCAGCGAUUAGCCAAAGAUCUUCUAAAACAACUACAAGUUCAAGACAGUGGUUCAUGGGCAAACAAUAAAGUGUCUGCUUUGGAUCGGACCCUAGGAGAGAUCACUAGAAUACUGGAAAAAGAGGUAUUUACCAUUCCUGCUCUGUACCAGGACUGGGGCUGCAAAGAUGAGUCAGAUGCCACUCUUGAGGAGUUUGCAGACAAGAAAGAAUGGGGCCAUGAGAAUGUGGCAGAUCAGAUUGCAUUUCAAGCUGCUGGUGGAUUAACAGCCCUUGAACACAUCCUUCAAGUAGUAGUCCCAGCCACAAAUGUGAACACAGUUUUAAGAAUUCCUCCUAAGUCUCUCUGCAAUGCAAUCAAUGUUUACAACCUCACCUGCAAUAACUGUUCAGAAAACUGCACUGAUGUUCUGUUUAGUAACAAGAUUACCUUCUUAAUGGACCUCCUGAUACACCAGUUGACGGUUUAUGUUCCAGAUGAAAAUAAUACUAUUUUGGGAAAAAGUACAAAUAAACAAGUUUUUGAAGGCUUGACAACUGGACUUCUCAAAGUCAGUGCUGUGGUUUUGGGCUGCCUGAUUGCCAAUCGACCAGAUGGAAACUGCCAGCCAGCUACCCCAAAAAUACCAACACAGGAAAUGAAAAACAAACCCUCACAAGGUGAUCCUUUUAACAAUCGAGUUCAGGACCUUAUCAGCUACGUGGUGAACAUGGGUCUGAUUGACAAAUUGUGUGCCUGCUUCCUCUCGGUGCAAGGCCCAGUGGAUGAGAAUCCCAAGAUGGCCGUAUUUCUGCAGCAUGCCGCAGGCCUCUUACGUGCAAUGUGCACACUGUGCUUUGCUGUCACUGGAAGGUCAUACAGCAUAUUUGACAAUAAUCGCCAGGAUCCCACAGGGCUGACAGCUGCUCUUCAGGCAACCGACCUGGCUGGAGUUCUUCAUAUGCUCUACUGCGUCCUCUUCCAUGGCACCAUCUUGGACCCCAGCACUGCCAGUCCCAAGGAGAAUUACACUCAAAAUACCAUCCAAGUGGCCAUUCAGAGUUUACGUUUCUUCAACAGCUUUGCAGCUCUUCAUCUGCCUGCUUUUCAGUCUAUUGUAGGGGCAGAGGGCUUGUCCCUUGCAUUCCGGCACAUGGCCAGCUCCCUGCUGGGCCACUGCAGCCAAGUCUCCUGUGAAAGCCUCCUUCAUGAGGUCAUCGUCUGUGUGGGCUACUUCACUGUCAACCACCCAGAUAAUCAGGUGAUCGUGCAGUCCGGCCGCCACCCCACAGUGCUGCAGAAGCUCUGCCAGUUGCCCUUCCAGUAUUUCAGUGACCCACGGCUGAUCAAAGUACUGUUCCCUUCACUUAUCGCUGCUUGUUACAACAACCAUCAGAACAAGAUCAUUCUGGAGCAAGAGAUGAGCUGUGUUUUACUGGCCACUUUCAUUCAGGAUUUGGCACAGACUCCAGGUCAAGCAGAAAACCAGCCUUACCAACCCAAAGGGAAAUGCCUUGGUUCCCAAGACUAUCUUGAGCUGGCUAACAGAUUUCCUCAGCAGGCCUGGGAAGAAGCUCGACAGUUUUUCUUGAAAAAAGAGAAAAAAUAAAUGUUUUGGUUGAUUCUGUAUUUGAGUACCCUUGUUAAUAUUUUAAAUUGUUCAAACAAACAUUCUAAUUGUUCCUUAAGAACUCAUUUUCACAUGUUUAUACUCUCCCCACACUGUAGAUAUGGCAUGUACUUUACACUAUUUAUAAUGACUGUAGAUACUUUAAUGUUCUACUUGCUAAUUUUGGAAGUUGAGUUUAUUUCAUUUAUGCAGAAUAUCUUGGAGUUUGGUAACUUCCAUCUUAUGAUAAUAUAUACUUUGCAUUUGUAAUAUGGGUGAAAGUAGACAUAAAAUUAGCAAGUCUGUUUUGUUCUUGUAAUAAAAUAACUUAUUCUGUUUUCAUUGUUGACUUUUCAUGUUAAGGAAAUACGAAUCUGAAAGAAAAAUGUUAACUCCAGCUCUUGAAUUAUCUUAAAUAAAGACUUAAUUAAAGUUUA